Molecule: messenger RNA, 1993 nt
Organism: Camelina sativa (false flax)
Lineage: Eukaryota; Viridiplantae; Streptophyta; Magnoliopsida; Brassicales; Brassicaceae
Product: putative methyltransferase PMT14
Cellular component (GO): cytoplasm; trans-Golgi network; endosome
Molecular function (GO): methyltransferase activity
Source: RefSeq, a predicted model, not a curated record
GCUUUUUAUUCGUCGACAGCUUAUCACUGAAAGAGCAAAAGCAGCAGUGAUCUUCAGAGAAACAAACAAAAGCAUCUCUCGCUGUAACAUCGAACAGGAAAUUUCCAAGUCAUGGGUUCUAAGAACAGUCCACAGGUGAAAAAUUCGACAAGGACUAUGUUUACUCUCAUCAUUGUGAUUAGUUUAUGUUGUUUAUUCUAUCUCCUUGGAUCAUGGCAAAGGAGUGAUUUUGGUAAAGGAUGUGGUAUGGUUAUGGAAGUUGCAAAGCAAGUACAAUGUACUAAUGUUACACACAUUGUAACCAAACUUGAUUUUGAGCCUCAUCAUAGAACAGUAAAGAUUCCUGAGAGAGCUAAUCCGAAACCGGUUGUGUUCAAGCCGUGUGAUGUUAAAUACAAGGAUUACACGCCUUGUCAAGAACAAUGUACUAAUGUUACACACAAUGUACUGGAUGUGGGGUUGCAAGCUGGGGUGCAUAUAUGCUUAAGAAGAAUGUAUUGACAAUGUCGUUUGCACCACGGGAUAACCAUGAAGCUCAAGUACAGUUUGCACUUGAGAGAGGUGUUCCAGCGAUCAUUGGUGUCCUUGGAUCAAUUCGUCUUCCGUACCCACCAAGAGCCUUUGAUAUGGCUCAAUGCUCUCGGUGUUUGAUACCAUGGACCUCUAAUGAGGGAAUGUACUUAAUGGAGGUCGAUAGAGUCUUGAGACCGGGAGGUUAUUGGGUCUUAUCCGGGCCACCGAUCAACUGGAAGACAUACUACAAGACGUGGAAGCGGUCUAAGAAAGAACUCAAUGCAGAGCAAAAGAAAAUAGAGGAGAUUGCAAAGUCUUUAUGUUGGGAGAAGAAGUAUGAGAAGGGAGACAUUGCAAUUUGGAGAAAGAAAACAAAUGACAGAUCAUGUGAUAGGCCAUCAUCUCUUAAAACCUGCAAAGGAAAAGACACUGAUGAUGUCUGGUACAAUGAGAUGGAAGUAUGUGUGACUCCAUUCCCUAAAGUAUCAAACAAUGAAGAAGUCGCCGGAGGAAAGCUAAAGAAGUUCCCUGAAAGGCUUUUCUCAGUUCCUCCGUGUAUAACAAAAGGUCUGACCGAGGGUGUGACGGCUGAAUCAUACCAUGAAGAUAGCAAACUGUGGAAGAAGCGAUUGAGUGCCUACAAAAGAAUCAACAGACUGAUAGGUAGCACGAGAUACCGUAAUGUGAUGGAUAUGAAUGCUGGACUUGGUGGAUUCGCAGCUGCGCUUGAAUCACCUAAAUCUUGGGUUAUGAACGUUGUUCCAACCGUUGCAAAGAACACUUUAAGUGUUGUAUAUGAAAGAGGUCUUAUUGGCAUCUACCAUGACUGGUGUGAAGGCUUUUCAACUUAUCCGAGAACAUAUGAUCUCAUCCACGCCAACAAUGUCUUCAGCUUGUAUCAGAACAGUUGCAAAAUUGAAGACAUACUUCUCGAAAUGGAUCGGAUUUUGAGACCAGAAGGAACUGUUAUUUUCAGAGACGAGGUUGAUGUAUUAAACGAUGUAAGAAGAAUCACAAAGGGAAUGAGAUGGGACACUAAAUUGAUGGAUCACGAAAACAGUCCACUUGUCCCGGAGAAAAUUCUCGUCGCCGUUAAACAGUAUUGGGUCGCCGGAGGCAAAAGAAACAGUACCUUGCUGUCUUAAGCUAAGGUCAAGAUUCUGGAGCUUUUGGAGCUAUCUAUCUGAUAUUCAGAUAUUAAAUCAGCAUAUACUUUGACCCCAAAAGAAAAAUAGGCAUACACUGAAAAGAUGUAGAUGAAAAUAAAGAACUAAGAAAAGUUGGGUGGAAUCAGAAUUUCCAUAAAAAUAAAGGGAUCAAGUUGAAAUAUAUAUGUGAUACUCAAAUAAAAUGUACAAUUUAAUUUCUUUUGGUAUGAGAGAAUAUAUAUUAGUUCAUGUAGUAAUAGCAUUGCAUCAAGUAAAAUAGUUAGAGGUACUAUGGAUGCUAAUUCUUUUUUUUGUUAACCCUAGGAUGCUAA